Molecule: messenger RNA, 1649 nt
Organism: Trichobilharzia szidati
Lineage: Eukaryota; Metazoa; Platyhelminthes; Trematoda; Strigeidida; Schistosomatidae
Source: the annotation of a GenBank genome assembly
CUACUCUUCAUCUAUUUUUUAAGUGGACAAAAUUUUGCAGCCUGGUCGUUUUCCAAGGUCAAGCGGGAGAUUUGCCUCCAUCGCAAAAAUGCAAGGCCUACAGAAUCCUGUGUCUCAGAUACAUUCAACUGCAGGCGCAGUACCUGUAAAGAAUGAGAAAGGUCAAUUUUAUAUGGUCAAGGUGAAGGUGCAACGAUAUGUUGCCGGGAAGAAGCCAGACUUUGCAUCAAGUUCAAGUUCGGAGUCAGAAGACGAGCCAGCUGUGAAGGACACCGAAGAGAUUAAAGCUUUUACUUCGAGAUCUGGCUUGCUGAAGGACCGUUUAAGGGGACAGGAGAACGCAAAAUCCACAGCAGAUGGUGGUGACCAGCCAACCGCUGAAGAGUUAGCUGAUCCAAGAUUUAGAAGAUUAAUGAGAGCAAAGGACCAACUUAGCCAAAGUAGUGACGAAGAAGAUGAAACUGACAGGGUUACCCGUCACAAAAAGUACCGCAAGUCUGGUCAUUAUAGCGAGGAAAGCCCCCAGAAUUCGGAUGCAGAAGAUGCUGAUGAAGAGGAUGUUGAUGAAGCUGAAUUAAUGAGAAGGCGUGAACUUAUACGUAAAAAAGCUUUGGCUGCACAAAUAAACGCUGAAUCGGUGAAAAAUGAUGGAGAUCUAAAAAAUGAUACUAAUUAUGACGACGCAGAUGCAGAAGAUGAGCUUGGUUACUCUGAAGAAGAGUACACAAGCUCAGAUGAUGAAGUUGCACCCAAACUAAAACCGGUAUUUGUACGUGCACGUGAUCGAAUAACUUUACAAGCGAAACACAAAGCUGAUCAACUUGCUCAAGAGACUGAAGCCGAUGUGAAACGGCUUGCCGAGGAACGCCGAAAGACAACUCUCAAGAUGCUGGAAAUCGAAUUACGUCGUGAAGCCGAAGAAGCCCAUGCAAUAGAAGAUGCCCUAGAUGCAUUAGAUUCUGACGAGGGUCAAGGCAAUCCUCAAGCUGAACAAGAAGAAUACGAAAAAUGGAAAGUUAGAGAAUUGAAACGUAUUCGACGAGAUCGUGAAAUUCGUGAGGCAGCUGCCCAAGAAAAGGCUGAGAUUGAAAGAAUACGUAAUAUGACUGAUGAACAACGCCGUGAAGAAUUCAUAAGAAACCCUAAACUGAUCACUAAUAAAUCAGUGAAGGGUAAAUACAAAUUUCUUCAGAAAUACUUUCAUCGGGGUGCUUUCUAUGUUACUUCACUGGAGGAUAAAGUCUUUCAACAAGAUUUUACACAACCAACUCUGGAGGAUCAUUUCGACAAGACGAAGUUACCCACUGUUAUGCAGGUCAAAAAUUUUGGACGUGCUGGACGUACCAAGUAUACACAUUUGGUGGAUCAAGAUACAACUGUCUUCGAUUCACCAUGGUCAACAACGAAUCCACAGAAUGCGAAAUUCCAGUCAAAUUAUGGUGGUGGAUUCAAACAGAUUUUCUCUAGACCAGCUGUAUCUAAACAGAAAAAGAAAACUGGUUAGCCUUGUUUGCUAUGUAUGCUUGAAUGUGUGUGUGUGUGUGUACAUAAAUAAGGCUGAAACUUUCUUUCAUCUCUUUGUAUAUUUUGAAUCGUUUUUUCUUCUUCUUUUGUUUCUAUUAUGCACACAUAAUUUAUUUGAAUAAUCC